Aspergillus heteromorphus CBS 117.55 is the source of this 2310-nucleotide messenger RNA. RefSeq lists its product as uncharacterized. Gene Ontology annotation, biological process: regulation of DNA-templated transcription; DNA-templated transcription. The coding region runs from base 1 to 2310 and encodes 769 amino acids. Lineage: Eukaryota; Fungi; Ascomycota; Eurotiomycetes; Eurotiales; Aspergillaceae. The transcript is spliced from 6 exons. Gene Ontology annotation, cellular component: nucleus. Gene Ontology annotation, molecular function: zinc ion binding; DNA-binding transcription factor activity, RNA polymerase II-specific; DNA binding. The record is from RefSeq and is a predicted model, not a curated record.
AUGGACCCUUCUGUCAGGAACGAGGGAAACCCGAUCGUCCCAUCGGCGAAGAAGAGAAAGCCGAGACCAAAGCUAUCAUGCGUGCUUUGUCGGCAGAAAAAAUUGAAAUGCAAUCGGAUGCACCCCUGUGACAAUUGCAUCAAGCACAAGAGACCUUACAUGUGCCACUAUCAGGGUCCCCCGGGUAUACCAAUGAAGGGAUCUCAGGACAUCCAUAAUCAUAUCCAUGAUCUAGAGGCCCGCAUGCAGCAGCUAUCCGGCGCAACUGUGCAAUCUUCGUUCCCCAGUUUUCCACAAUCGAACUUUCCGCCCUCAGGUUUGACUGCUGCUGAGGUUCAAGCUGGCCCCAGCGCAGCCGAGGAGGUAUCCGAGCCCCAGGGAGACUAUCCCGGAACUAUCCUGGUCGACCAAGAUGGAACGAGGUAUAUCAACCCCACCCACUGGCAGGCAGUGCUGGACGAAAUUGCAGAGGUCAAGCAGUAUCUCCAACUGAAUGAGAAUAGCCCGCUUGAGGAUGCAGAAGAGGAGACUUCGGCGCCAGAAGUCUCGGGACCAGUGCUUUUGUUUGGCAAUUUAGUUCCAUCCACAAAAGCCGAUCUACUCGCUGCAUUACCAGAUCGACCAGCGGCGGACAGGCUGGUUUCAUUCUACCUGAACUCUAAAGAAGCGACUUUGGUCCUCAUGCACAUCCCAACCUUUGCUAAAGAGUACGCUGCAUUCUGGAAGAAUCCCGAGGAUGUGUCAAUCAAUUGGCUGGCAUACCUUUACAGCAUACUAUGUAUCUCUACAGGGCUACAUCUAUUUUCCGCCUCCGGUCGGGCCGACGGUCAUCUCGCUGAGGCAUUUGAUGAGUAUCACAGACUAGCCUCGCAAUGCCUAACAAUUGCAGAGUACACAACACCAGGGCGGUAUAAGCUCGAAGCACUCGUUAUGAAUGUAGCCAGUGAGAUCCUAAGAAGCGCUGAUACGCACACCGGUCCAUCGGUUCUCUUGGGGUUAGCCUCUCGGUUAGCAAUGCACAGCGGCUACCACCGGGAUCCAGAUCAUUACCGGGAGAUAUCGGUAUUUGAUGGUGAAAUGCGCCGGCGCGUUUGGAUGUACCUCUCGCUGCUAGACCACUAUAUCUCCUGCCAGAUCGGACUUCCACCCAGUACAAUGCAGGCUCAAUCCGAUACACAAGAGCCUCGAAACCUGACAGACGAAGACCUGGACCCAUCUGCAACGGUCCUUCCCACCUCCAGACCACUGACAGAGAAAACGUCCAUACUCUUUCCCGUUUUCUUGAAUCGGAUUAUGUUUGCCGGAGCAGAGAUAACGAGUAAAGUGUGCUCCGUAAAAGGCGUUCCUUACCGGGAAGUGCUGCAUUUGGAUGCAAAAUUACGGAAGCUUCAUGAGACGGUUCCGCAUCCAUUAUGCUUCCGUCCACCCAGCGAAUCUAUCGCCGACUCCCCUACAACAAUUAUGGAUCGGUACAAUAUUGACUUGAUGUACCAGAAAGCUCGCUCAGACCUUCAUCGGAGAUAUCUGACACAACAUCGACGGAACCCAAAGUACGCAUACUCCCGAAGGGAGUGUCUCGAUGCUGCAAGAAGGGUAUUGCAGCAUCAAGCCGAUAUCUUCGAUGCGAGCUCCCCAGGGGGUCAGCUUGGCCUCGUGUCUUUCUUUUUCUCAUCCUGCGUCAUAAUGCAUUUCCGCGUAGCUGCGAUGAUUGUCUGCUUAGAAAUUUCCUGCCAAUCAAGACACGACCUACAACAGAAUCUAUCGCCCGGAGAGCGGCAGUCGAUUCUAGCACAAAGACAUCAGCUCUCGCAAGACCUAGAGCGGUCUUACAGGAUCUGGAAUCGGUUCCGUUCUCAAUCCAAAGAGGCCUUGAAAACGGCCGAGGCUCUAGCAAUCAUGCUGAGGAUUACAAAUACUCACCUCCAGCAUGGUGCAACACCUCCGGGACAUGAACAAUCUCCUCCGCCUGUUGCGCUAGAAACCCAAUCCUUCACCCCAACCUCUGAUUUAAAUAGUCAGUUUGAUGUCAGUUCAAUGAUACCCCUACUUCCUGUAACCUUUGAAGAAAGCUCCCCGCAAGAUAUCCAAUACCAGGGCACGCCCUUUGAUGUCGAUCUCAUGGACGCUACAUUCUACCUUGGACAGGACGUCGACACCAACGCUAAUCACGCGGCCUUCUCCGGCCCUACAAACAACGUCGACUUUUUCGAUCGCUACUGGGAUAAUUUGAUGCUCCUUGGUGGCGAUCAGCCCUCCAAUGGCAUUGCGCUGCCCACUGGGAAUUAUGAUGGUGCAGAUUUAGGGUUAUAG